AUUUUUCCCGCUUUUGGAAAGGCCAAAAAAAAUAAAAAAUAAAAAAACAAUUAGCAGAAAUUCGUAUGAAGAACAACCGUCCCUGUUUAUCCUCUCUGUGACAGAGAAACGAAAGAGUGAGAGAGGUGUGAAAUGGUGUAGCAGCUUUAAACUUGAGCUUACACAACACAUAGUUGGAGCUGAGUGUGAUACUUUUAACGAUUGCCGGUAACAAUGGCUAUCGGCGCCGUUGUUUCAAGCCGGAAUUUCUGUUCUAUCACCGGUUCAGGAAAAACAUAUAAAGCAGAUCAAGCCACAGCACAUCACCGAGGAGAGCAAUUUGGAUUUGCUGCUUCACGGUGUGUUUAUAGAAACAUGUUCUGCAUAAGACUGCGAGUUCCAAGGGAAAGCUAUUCUAUAACUGGAGCCUCUCUGCUCAGUAUCAAACCUGCGGGACCAAGAGCAACAGCCCAUGAUGAAGGGGGCGAUCCUCUUUUGAUGUCCAGGCAACAUAGUGAAAUGUUUCAGAGACUCAAUCCGCGGCGAAGGUUCACAGGUCUGCGUGAAUGCUGUUUUUCAUCAACUCCUUCCUACGGCUGUUGGAUUCAACCAAGAAAAUUGGAUAAGCUUGGUAUAAUUGACGGGAAAUGGCAGCAAUCAAAGCAUGCAAUUGUACAUAACAUCCGAGCUGGGUAUAAAUCUGAUGAGUAUGACAUAGCAGAAACAAAGUUAGAGUCAUUUGUUAGCUCAGAUGGGUCAGGUGAGGGCGCUUUAAUGGAAGGGUUACAGCAAAUAAAACCUUGGUGGGAGCAGUUUCCAAAACGCUGGGUGAUAGUGCUGCUUUGUUUUGCUGCAUUUCUGUUAUGCAACAUGGACCGUGUGAACAUGAGCAUUGCGAUCCUUCCAAUGUCAAAGCAGUAUAACUGGAACAGUGCUACUGUUGGUCUUAUUCAGUCUUCUUUCUUCUGGGGCUAUCUGCUCACUCAGAUCGUCGGUGGUAUAUGGGCAGAUAAAAUUGGUGGGAAACUAGUAUUGGGUUUUGGAGUGAUCUGGUGGUCAGUUGCAACAGUUUUGACACCUCUUGCUGCCAAAAUUGGGCUUCCUUUUUUACUUAUCAUGCGUGCCUUUAUGGGAAUUGGCGAGGGUGUUGCUAUGCCUGCUAUGAACAAUAUGCUCUCUAAGUGGAUUCCAGUCUCAGAGAGAAGCAGAUCACUUGCAUUUGUAUACAGCGGCAUGUAUCUUGGGUCUGUAACAGGGUUGGCUAUUUCUCCUAUUUUGAUCCACAACUUCGGAUGGCCAUCUGUGUUCUACUCUUUUGGUUACCUUGGAAUUAUCUGGUUUGCAUUGUGGGUGAUCAAAGCACAUAGCUCACCCAAGGAAGAUCUCGAGCUUACAGCCCAGGAAAAAAGGCUUAUCUUGGAAGGCAGUAUUUCAGAGGAACCUGUCUCUGUCAUCCCAUGGAAAAAAAUAUUAUCGAAAGCACCUGUCUGGGCUCUCAUUAUCUCCCAUUUCUGCCAUAAUUGGGGAACUUUUAUCCUUCUGACAUGGAUGCCUACCUAUUAUAACCAGGUGUUGAAGUUCAACCUCACUGAAUCUGGACUGUUUUGUGUGUUGCCAUGGUUGACCAUGGCUGUGUUUGCAAAUAUAGGAGGUUGGAUUGCAGACACACUAGUGAGCAAGGGUCUGUCCAUAACGGUUGUUCGUAAGAUAAUGCAGUCGAUUGGAUUUUUGGGCCCUGCAUUCUUUCUUACACAGCUGAGCAAUAUCAGGACGCCUGCUUUAGCGGUGCUAUGCAUGGCAUGCAGUCAGGGAUCAGAUGCAUUCUCACAGUCUGGCCUCUAUUCCAAUCAUCAAGACAUUGGCCCGCGUUAUGCUGGAGUCUUGUUGGGACUAUCUAACACCGCGGGAGUGCUUGCUGGUGUCUUUGGUACGGCUGCAACUGGAUACAUACUACAGAAAGGUUCUUGGGAUGACGUGUUUAAGGUGGCUGUUGCAUUGUACAUCAUCGGAACAUUAGUAUGGAACUUCUUUUCAACCGGAGAGAAAAUUCUUGACUAGAACUGCUGCAGAAAGGGUGGAGAGAUGCAGCAUUCAUAACAGGGGAGAUCAAAUUGUAAAACCAGAUAUACGGGGAUGAAUGAAGGUUAGUUUGCGUGAACCUAAAUGCGACUCUUGACGAUUUUGUAAGUUGGCCCCAAAAAACUUGCUUACAUGUUAUUAUCUUCUGCUUUCAUUCUAAUUUACUUGUACUCAAAUUAGAUAGAGCACUCCCGGGUAAUUUACACCCAUUAAACAUUUCCUCAUCCCUAACAGUCCUUGAAGGUGCAAGCAAUCUGUCAAAGACAACCUCAUAUGAACUUCAAAAUCUCUAAAGUUGAUGAUAUCGAAUAUCUGUACUGUUCUUAAAUCUUAUUAUAAUACUUUAAACCUCGUUAUUGAGCUUAUUCACAUAUUUUUGCUGCUAGUUUGUUGUCGCUUUUCUAACAUGAAUUAGGGGUGGUCAUGGGCCAUCUGUUUUAGUUUUGCAAGUCUUCUAUUUUCCAGAUCUUCGCUUCGAUUAAUCAUUUC
Ilex paraguariensis (yerba mate) is the source of this 2547-nucleotide messenger RNA. Lineage: Eukaryota; Viridiplantae; Streptophyta; Magnoliopsida; Aquifoliales; Aquifoliaceae. The record is from the annotation of a GenBank genome assembly.